Messenger RNA from Vitis riparia (riverbank grape), 1108 nucleotides. RefSeq names its product nudix hydrolase 25. Gene Ontology annotation, cellular component: chloroplast. The transcript has 6 exons. Gene Ontology annotation, molecular function: bis(5'-adenosyl)-pentaphosphatase activity; guanosine-3',5'-bis(diphosphate) 3'-diphosphatase activity. The coding region runs from base 60 to 581 and encodes 173 amino acids. The record is from RefSeq and is a predicted model, not a curated record. NCBI's taxonomy places the organism in Eukaryota, Viridiplantae, Streptophyta, Magnoliopsida, Vitales, Vitaceae. Gene Ontology annotation, biological process: ribose phosphate metabolic process; nucleoside phosphate metabolic process.
UCAUUCCCCCCUAUAAAGGCACCAAAUCUCGCUGAAAACUGAGCUUAGAGCAGCUAACCAUGGAGGGACUCCCUUCCGGUUACCGGCCGAAUGUUGGAGUUUGCCUCAUCAACUCCGACGAUCAGGUUUUUGUGGCUUCCAGAUUGAAUGUUCCAGGUGCAUGGCAGAUGCCUCAGGGGGGUAUUGAAGAUGGUGAAGAACCCAAGUCUGCAGCCAUGAGGGAAUUGAGAGAAGAAACUGGAAUAGUGUCUGCCGAAAUUAUUGCUGAGGUCCCAAAUUGGUUGACGUAUGACUUCCCUCCUGCUGUGAAGGCCAAAGUCAAUCGCCUGUGGCGAGGUGAAUGGCAUGGUCAGGCGCAGAAGUGGUUCCUUAUGAGAUUAACAAAAGACGACAGUGAAGUCAACUUAGCGAGUGGUGAAGCAGAACCAGAAUUCUCAGAGUGGAAAUGGUCAAACCCUGAAGAAGUUAUUGAGCAGGCAGUGGACUACAAGAGGCCGACAUAUGAGGAAGUGAUGAAAACCUUCAGACCUUACUUCAGUGGGAAUGCAAACUCUGCCAAAUGUAGAUCAGCAAAAUGGUGAAUGCAGUGGGUGUGGGAGGUUUUGCAGCUCUGCAACUUCAUCUCUCACUCUAUUCGUUUAACUUGGGACUCAAACUUUGUUGGCUGUAAAAAUGGAUGUGGCAGGUAGACUUCGUAUUUAGAUGGUUGGAUAAUUGUAAUAAAAUGUUUAUGCAAAAACUCACUAUGUUUUCAUGAUAUCGCUUAGAAGGAUGAUUGCAACCUAAUGAACAGAAAAUGUUAAAAAAAAAAAAAAAAAAGAAAGAAAGAAAGGGAAGUUUAGUGAGGUUGGGAUAUGUUGCAGUUAUGCCUGUCUACCUUUGUAUAUAUGUUAUGUUAUUGAUUAACUUUUAUCCCAUAAGAUGGACAAAACCAUGGUCUGGAUCAAUCCCCUAUGGAAGUGUUUGGAUACCUUCACGUUCCCCGUGUGAGGCAACCGAACAAUGAUUUAUUACCUCCCUUUUUCCCCUGGUGCUGUUCGGUUUCUCCGUGUGAUUAUUCUGAGAAGUUCUAGACCUUUAAUGAAUUACAAUCCAACUUUUCUUCUGA